Molecule: messenger RNA, 6054 nt
Organism: Anopheles marshallii
Lineage: Eukaryota; Metazoa; Arthropoda; Insecta; Diptera; Culicidae
Gene: Trpm
Product: transient receptor potential cation channel trpm
Exons: 23
Coding region: 1-6054 (2017 amino acids)
Biological process (GO): protein tetramerization; monoatomic cation transmembrane transport
Cellular component (GO): membrane
Molecular function (GO): monoatomic cation channel activity
Source: RefSeq, a predicted model, not a curated record
AUGGAAGGAAAAUUGAAGCAAAGCUACCUCGCGGACGAUCCGAAACAUGCGGCUCUGUUGCCAGUGUUGCGCGAAAAGCUUCGCACAUUGCAAUCAUCGGAUCCUGCGGCAACACCACCACUGUCGCCAUCUCCACCGCCACCUUCGCUCUACUUCGAAAGCUCGUCCAUCUCGUCGCGUUCGUCGAUUGUGGAACCAUUCGAUCUGAACGUGGCCUCGCUGUACCAGGUUUUCCACGUCAAGCGCACCGCUCGCAGCUGGAUUGAGGCAAAUUUUCAAAAACGGGAAUGCAUCAAAUUUGUACCGAGUCCUAGGACAGAGGAUAUAUGCUGCUGUGGUCAGGAACGGCGCACUCACCAGUUUGCGGCGGGGUACGAAACGGGCGUUCCGGGCGAUACUUGGCAGGCAUCGAAAAAUACCCGAGCCCAGCCAACCGAUGCGUACGGCACGAUCGAGUUCCAGGGUGGUGCUCACCCGACGAAAGCACAGUACGUGCGCUUGUCGUACGACACUCGGCCGGAGCUGUUGGUGCAGCUGUUUACCCGCGAAUGGAAUCUCGAGCUGCCAAAGCUGCUCAUCACGGUGCAAGGCGGAAAGGCAAACUUCGAGCUGCAGCCAAAGUUGAAAAAGGUGCUUCGGAAAGGUCUAUUGAAGGCGGCCAAAACUACCGGAGCAUGGAUAUUUACCGGUGGCACCAACACGGGUGUAACGAAGCAGGUCGGCGAUGCGCUUUUGCUCGAGGGUCAGCAACGGUCCGGGCGAGUGGUAAGCAUCGGCAUCGCACCCUGGGGCAUCGUGGAGCGUAACCACGAACUACUCGGACACAACCGGGACGUACCGUGCCACAGCAUCAGCUCGCCUAGAUCGAAGUUAGCCGUACUGAACAACCGACACGCUUACUUCCUGCUCGUCGACAACGGUACCCAGGGACGGUACGGAGCGGAACUAAUUCUGCGGAGAAAGCUGGAGAAAUACAUAUCGAACCAGAAGCUGCAACCCUACAAGAUGCUGUCAUCUCUAAUGAAUUUUCACUACAAAGUUACCCACUCGAGCACCCCCGUAGUAUGCUUGGUAAUUGAAGGUGGUACAAACACAAUCAGAGCUGUGCUAGAAUACGUCACCGAUAACCCACCGGUUCCGGUAGUAGUGUGUGAUGGGUCAGGCCGGGCAGCAGACUUAAUAGCGUUUGUACAUAAGUAUGCAACGGAUAAUGGAGAACAGACGGUGCUGGAAUCGAUGCACGACUACGUGUUGGGUAUCAUACAGAAAACAUUCGAGGUCAGCUCGGAGCAGGCGGAGCAACUGUUUCAGGAGUUGCUGCAAUGCACUAAAAAUAAAAAUCUCAUUACGGUGUUCCGUAUACAGGACCGACCGGAGGGCAAUACUCAGGAAUUGGACCAAACGAUUUUAACUGCACUUUUUAAAUCACAGCACCUUAGUCCACCGGAGCAGCUCAGUCUGGCACUCACCUGGAAUCGGGUCGAUAUCGCACGAUCGGAGAUAUUUGUGUACGGUCAGGAGUGGCCCCACGGUGCAUUGGACGAAGCGAUGAUGCAGGCACUGGAGCAUGACCGUAUCGAUUUUGUCAAACUUCUGCUGGAGAAUGGUGUGUCAAUGCGCAAGUUCCUCACCAUACCACGACUGGAAGAGCUGUACAACACCAAGCACGGACCGGCCAACACGCUCGGAUACAUCCUGCGUGAUGUUCGGCCACACAUACCGAAGGGAUACGUCUACACACUGCAUGACAUCGGGCUCGUCAUCAAUAAGCUGAUGGGUGGUGCAUACCGAUCGUACUACACACGGCGCAAAUUUCGUCCGAUCUACGCGAAAGUGAUGAACAGCUACGUCAAUACGCACCGGAAACCAUCGACUUUUCAGCGAUCGGCCGGUAUCAACUCGAUGAGUCUCGUCACCGGGCUGCUGCCUGUGACGUCCGAUAUGGCACUGUUCGAGUUACCGUUCAACGAGCUGUUAAUCUGGGCCGUACUGACCAAACGACAGCAGAUGGCACUGCUCAUGUGGACACAUGGGGAGGAAGCGCUUGCAAAGUCGCUCGUCGCCUGCAAGCUCUACAAGGCGAUGGCACAUGAGGCAGCGGACGAUGAUCUCGACACCGAGAUCUACGAAGAGCUGCGCAGUUAUGCGAAGGAAUUCGAGAGUAAAGGACUGAAGCUGCUGGAUUUCUGCUACCGACAGGAUGCAGAACGGGCCCAGCGGCUGUUAACGUGCGAGCUGCAGUCCUGGUCCAGCCAGAGCUGUCUGUCGCUGGCCGUGGCAGCGAAUCAUCGUGCGAUCCUGGCACAUCCCUGCAGCCAGAUAAUACUGGCGGAUCUUUGGAUGGGCGGGUUGCGUACGAGAAAAAACACCAAUCUUAAGGUUAUCUGUGGACUGUUAUGUCCAUUCUUUAUAAGGAAGCUAGACUUUAAAUCGAAGGAAGAGCUGCAGCAGAUGCCUCAAACCGAAGAGGAGCAUCUGGAGAAUCAAUACCUCGAUUUCGAGGAUCGCGAUAAAAAGGAUACGGAUGCAGAGAAAGCUAUUGCUAACUCCACUCAAACCACCAAACCCGCUGGCGAAAGUGCAGCGCCAACACCGCAGGCGCUUCUGUCCGAUACGUACUCAAUGAAAGAUACCAAAGUGCAGGAAAAUGGAAAAGUAGGUCUGACCGGAUGCUUGAGCUCAAAAGUUUCUCUAACGGACUCGGAAAACACACAGUACAAGGACUACCUGUUUGACAGUGACGGACGCCAACAGCGGCCCCUUAAGUUGAAGAAAAAAUUCUACGAAUUCUACACUGCACCCAUCACCAAGUUUUGGGCGGAUUCGAUGGCUUAUGUGUUUUUUCUCGUGCUGUUCACGUACACCGUGCUGGUGCGAAUGGAGGAAACACCGAGCUGGCAGGAGUGUUAUGCCAUUUCCUAUAUCGCCACGCUGGGCUGUGAGAAGAUACGGGAAAUCGUAUCAUCGGAACCGGUGGCAAUAUCGCACAAGUUUUCCGUGUGGGCAUGGAACAUGUGGAACCCGUGCGAUGCAGCCGCAAUCAUAUUUUUCUUUAUAGGGUUUGGAUUGCGGGUACGACCGUACACGAUGGACAUCGGUCGGGUGAUAUAUUGCGUGGAUAGCAUCUACUGGUAUUUGCGGAUAUUAAACAUUCUAGGUGUAAACAAAUAUUUGGGACCACUGGUGACGAUGAUGGGCAAGAUGGUGAAAAACAUGAUUUACUUCGUGGUGCUGUUGCUGGUGGUGUUGAUGAGCUUCGGUGUAAGCCGACAGGCGAUCCUAUUUCCGAACAACGAUGCUAGCUGGCGAUUGGUACGGGACGUGUACUAUCAACCGUACUUCAUGUUGUACGGAGAAGUGUUUGCCGACGAUAUUGAUCCGCCGUGCGGUGAAGACCCAUCACAACCACCAUGCGUGACGGGCCACUGGGUGACACCAAUAGCAAUGUCGAUGUAUCUGUUGAUUGCGAACAUUUUGCUAAUCAAUCUGCUGAUUGCCGUGUUCAACAACAUCUUCAUCGAGGUGAACGCCGUGUCGCACCAGGUGUGGAUGUUCCAGCGAUUCACGGUGGUGAUGGAGUACCAGCAGAAACCGGUCCUGCCACCACCGUUGAUAGCGCUCUGCCAUUUCUAUUCGCUUCUCCGGUACGCAAUCCGAAAAGCUAAAGGGUUGCAGGAAUCGCGCGAUAAUGGGUUGAAGCUGUUUCUCGAAAAGGAAGACAUGGAGCGAUUGUAUGAUUUCGAGGAGGAGUGCGUCGAGGGCUACUUCCGCGAGCAGGAAAUACUGCUGCAGCAGUCGACAGAGGAGCGCAUUAAAAAUACGGACGAAAGGGUGGACCAUAUGGCGCAGAAGAUAGAGGAUAUCAACCAGAAGGAGAACAUUCAAAGUGCGGCCGUGCAGAACAUUGAGUUUCGUUUGCGCAAGGUGGAAGAGUCGGCCGAACAGAUUCUGAAUCACUUGGAUGUGAUACAUCGGUUCAUGUCAGCACACACGCUCAUGAACGAUACGCAGGGUUCGACGGGCAAUGUGAGCGGGAAUGCACCUCCCGGAGGUAUGGCGGCAGGGAUGAUUAUGGAUCAUCGGACACGCACAAUCUCGGAGAGUGAUAGCUACAUUUUGCCACCGCCCACGACGCAACGCAAAAAGUUUAAUCGAUCGUUGACGGAGGUGCGUCCGGAUGCGUACAUCUUUGAUGAUGGAAAGCAUCUGGAGGUGCGUACGGUUCUGGAGGAAAGUGAAGCAGAACGAUCCCCAGAUCAGGUCUCUCAACAACAUGAGCGGGAUCGCAAAUUUUCCAUCCGCUCCGAAGACUCGGAAAUGUUCCCGGUGGGUAGCGUUCCCAAGGCACUCUCGCCAGUAGAUAUGCCAACGAUCAAACCUUCGCCACCACCUCCAUUUCUGAACAUUCGACAGGACACUGCUAGUACCGAAAGCAAGGACACACUAACACCGUUGGAAGGAGCGGAUGAUAGAACGCUGGUCGGAGAUGAAACAUUGGACGAUAUGGUCGAGCCGAACUACGAAGGCUUACGACACAGGGCCGGAAGACGCCGAAACUCGUCAAUGUGUGGACCUGGCAGUAGUGCUCCACCGAAUGGAGCUGCUGGUGUCCAAUCGACCGGUCCAGCAGUAGCGGGCGGUACAAUCGGUGGAAUAGGGGGACGGAGGAAUUCCGAAAGUGCGUCCGGAGGUGGCUUUGAUAUUAAUAAAUCUCAGACCAGUCUUUAUCAGAUAGGCUUCUCCAAGCGACAGCACAGCAUCACACAAUCAGAACCGGAUAGUGGCAAUGAUCAACCUGUACAACGGACAGUUCCAAAGGGACGACAUCUUUUGUUGCAGAUACACACAGAAUACACCUCUAUUACGGAUGAACUGGAGAGCGUUUGUCACAUGAUAGCAUCACCCACCAGUUCGUUAAGGGAAGAUCGUACAAAGAAUGUAAACGAACUAACAAACCCCGAAUUCGCCGCCCUGAUCGAGAAGCAGCAUCUAAAAGAGUGUGAGGACGUUGAUUAUAUGAUGAUGGAAAAAUUGUUUCAAACACGAUGUUCGCUUGACGACAGUGACGAGUACUUCGACGAUACCGAGCCGGAAGAGCACGGACCUCGGAAAAUGUUACGCCGUGAGACGGCAAUCGAAUUGCCGGUAACGCCGUCCAAAUCGAAUAUCGUCUCGCUGGCAGAUAGCAGUAUGGGUCAUGAGGAUUUCGCUCUGAAAAACGAACGGCAACCAGCGUCGAACCGAAAUUCGUUGCGUGAUUCGAAAAACUCGCCGCUCUCACUAUCCAGCCAGAACUCACCGCGCAACUCGCAGUACAUGCAAUCCUCGUUCCUUAAUCCCACCGUGUGUGACGGUGCCAGUCGUUUGUACAAGAAGUCGUGUGAGAGCUUGCAGAAAAAUUCCAGCACCGACACGGAGUAUUCGUUGCAGCCGUACCGAUUCAUCAAGCAAAGCUCGAACGAGACGAACAGCUCGUUCAACAUUGACAAUUCGUCGAUCACAAACGAUCUGUCGAUCGAUGGCGAAACGAGCCUCAACUCAACCGUCAUCGAAAUGGUUUCAGCACCGUCGAUAGCAGCGGCAGCAGCGGUGGCCGCCGCCGCAGCAUCGGACAGUGAACGUGGCGGUUUCCAGACCAAACGCACCUCAUCACUAGGUAGCAGCUCAACCGCAGCCGAGAUGCGCCCGGGAUUGUUGAAAUGUAGCAAAGAUAAGGGAAAUAAGGACGGUGGUGGUGGCUCUAUCCCGGAGGGCUUGGAACGGACCGUCCUGGGUAGUUCGGCCCCGUCCGGUUCGGUGAUGGUUCCGAAUAAACCACCACGGUCGGCCCGCUUCACCGAUAGCUUGAGCGUUCUGGGGCCAAAGAGUAUACUGAGCCGGCUGAAGGAAAGUAGCUCCACCAGCACGGAAGAGGUUCCGCAACGGGACACGAGUGCGCCGAUACCAUGUAUCAGCACGAACCUGGUACAGGACGAAAUUGCGAAGCUAUCGUCGAACAUUAAGAGCAGCACGGAUGAGGAUAGCGAGCCUCCGUUAAAUGAAACUAUGUGCUGA